AUGGAUUCAGAAGACGGAGGGUUGUUCAUCAAGCAACUUGCUGCCUUUGUGCGCACACACGAAAAGGCCCUUGCCAACGCCUUCCAGCCUCAGCGGCGCGACGUGCGUCACCGGGCCACGCAGAGCACGAGCUCUGCCACGCUCUCGCAGUCUGCGACGUUUCCAGAACGUCCGUCGACCGCAAUCUCAAACUCCAGCUCGUUCGCCAGCUCUCUCUCUCUGGGACCGCUCAACUUCGGUUCGCAUGGCGUCAAAUCGGCAAAGCUGGCCCUCACCCCCCACCACCUGUUCUACCUGCUUUCUCGGUUCGAAGAAUUGGGUAUCAAUGUGGGGCCCAUGAAGGUUCGCUUGGAGGAUCUCCACGACAGCUCAUCGUCUGCAAACUACGUGUCAUUUCUCAGCAACACCCAGCGGUCUAGAAGCCACAGCUCUGAUGUCGGCUCCAUCCACUCCGUCUCCAGCAUCCGGAGCGUCAUGUCUGGCAUGUCUGCCCUGUGGGCCAGCUUUGGCAUCGGCUCCAGCAUCUCGGCGUCCCGGACGGAGCGCCAAAAGGCCGCCCUUGAGGCCGACAUGAAGUAUCUGUAUUCCGCCUUCACCAAGAUCCCCUGUCUCCGUCUGGCCCCUGAUUGGCGAGCCCGGCUCAUCAAGGGCUACGAGGAGUUCCCCUUCGACUCCGCGGUCCCCCUGUACGUGUUCAAGAACGUCCAGGCCCUGGAAGUGAGCAACAUUGAUUUUCGUCAAUUCUUCGGCUGGGACCGCAUGGCCGACCAGCUCCGCUCGCUUACGCUCAAGCAUGCUGGCAUUGAGGACCCCGCCGAUAUCCUGAUCGACAUCGUCCUGGACGAUAUGGACAAGCGGCGGCGACGGACAUCCAAGGCGCAAUCGUCGCCGUCAAUACCGUGGAGCGGGAGCCAUAGCCCCCGCAAGAGCCCAACAAUGCCCGGUCGUGAGUUCUCGCGAUCGGCGUCCAUUCCCGGCUCGCCCGACGCUCGGGCUUCUCUGGGUGAACUUCACGUUGGCUCCGUGGGGCCCAGCGAGACUGCCAAGGGCUCUCGGCCAAGGAGCAACUCCCCGUCCCGCCCGUCCAGCUCUCGUAAUCUUUCCAACCACCACGUCCGAUCCCAGCAGAGGAUUCGGCGCUCAGGGUCCGGUAGUUCCAACUCCAGCCUGUCGGACUCGUGGUACCAUCACCAUGCCAGAGGCAGCUCUGCGAACCUCCUCGGCAACAUGAUCCUGCCCUCUUCCAAGUGGCGCUUCCUGCGACACCUCAGCUUGGCCGAUAACCCCAUGACGUCGAUUCCCGCGUCCAGUCUGGCUCCUCUGUCCAACACCCUCUUCUCUCUCGACUUGUCAUCGAACCUCUUCAGCCAGAUCCCGGACAGCCUCUCCACCCUCACGGCUCUCCGCGCCCUCAACCUCUCGCAUUGCAUGAUUGACUCUCUGCACUCCCUGACCCGAAACCCCCUUCCAGCCAUUACGGCUCUCAACCUGCGGGCCAAUAGACUGCAAUCUCUCGCCGGCAUCGAGAAGCUGUACCCUUUGGAAAGGCUGGACCUUAGAGACAACCGGCUUACGGACCCCAAGGAGCUCGCACGCUUGACCGGAAUUCCGGACAUUCGUGAGAUCUGGGUCGAGGGCAACCCCUUUACCCGCACCCACAAGGAUUACCGCCUGACCAUUUUCAACCUUUUCCGCAUGACGCCGGGCUACACCGAGGACAUUGUCAUUGACGGCUCCUCCCCCAGCUCUGCGGAGAAGCGCGUGCUGGUCGACCGAGUCCCGAUUCCCGAGUCGGUCCCCGUGGUGAAGCCGAUCGGGGCCGAGAUGCGAGGCGUCGAUGUAAGCAAGCCCAACGUCGUCUACAGCGCUGUCAAGGAGGCGUCCGUUCUACGCAAGGAACGGCCCGUGCCAAAGGCCAUCGCCAGCGAAAUCAACACGACCUCGACGCGGCGCCGCAGGAACACCAAGCGACGCAUUGUCGAGGUUCCAGCCAGUGAUAAGACGCCAAUGCCCUCGUCGAUCGAUGUGCGCAGCCCGAGCUUUCCCAUUGCCUCUCCUAUUGACCCUUCCAUGGACGGCCACUAUCGCAUUUCCCAAGCGUCAAGAACGCAGCCGCCCUCGCCUCACAUGACAUAUCCCAAAAUCCACGAACGUGGUAGCGGCGGCUUCUCUCCGGAGAAUGGCCAUGCGAAUGGUGCCGCCCACGCCGACCGCAUCUUCAACACGAGCGAUAUCCAGCAGCAGGACUGGGACGCCGAGGGCGAGCUCUAUCGUCGCAAGAUCGAAGCCCUGCGUGACAAGGUCGGCGAAGGCUACCUGAGCGUGCUGAGCGAGGAAGGCUGGGAUUCGAACAACAUCUUUGGCUCACCAAACAUACCCGCCAGCACUGCUGCACUUUUGGCAACCCAUCACGCUCCGCCCAUGCAAGCCGUCCACGGUGGCCACUCAUGAUACCCCGGUUGCAACCAAGUCCAGUGCCUUUACAGACUCGAUACUCACUUCUCAAUGAUACCCCGCCGAUACCAUUUCUACGUCUUCAUACAAGUUUUGCCCACUUCAUUCAGAUGACCGAUGCAACCCUACGUAUACGUCCUUUUUACCUCUUCCCGCAGCUGGUUUGAACGAGCCGGGCUAUCCUUUUGCUUCUCCUGUCCAUUUACCGCUUGUUAUUUCACCUUGUCCUUUCUUUUUUUGCAGAUGCAAGGCUUGAUUUGGUAUCGUGUUGUUUUGUUUUUUUCCCUAUUUUCUGUUACGGAGCAUAGCGGAUGUGGCGUCACGGCUAGGACACGAAAGAUUGCUGUUGCCUGAGGGCUUGCUUGAAGCCAUUGUGUUUUUCCUUGAGUACUUGUGUCUACUUAUCCGGACGGUUUACUCCAAUGAUGUUCAGAGGCUGGGAAGGAAUAAAAAAAGUGGCUUGGCACGUAUUAACGCUGCAUGAAUUUUUGUUUUGGCAUGACCGUUUUCUUCUUGUCUUGGCCGAGAGCAACCGGUGGCAUGAGCUGGGUCUGCGAUUUCUUUCUUCUGUCUGCCUUGGAAACGGCGUUGCAGCGAGGGGAGACGGACACCCGUGUCUUGUGCUCCUCCGUCUUUGUAGCUUCGGGUCGGCACUCUAUCGCUUUUCAACGUCGAGAUGAUUUUGACAAACGGGGAAUAGGAGUGGAUAGACUGAUGAGCUGUUGGAAGGAAGAAUGAUACGCAUACG
Molecule: messenger RNA, 3202 nt
Organism: Trichoderma reesei QM6a
Lineage: Eukaryota; Fungi; Ascomycota; Sordariomycetes; Hypocreales; Hypocreaceae
Exons: 3
Coding region: 1-2451 (816 amino acids)
Cellular component (GO): cytoplasm
Molecular function (GO): protein kinase binding
Source: RefSeq, a predicted model, not a curated record